Molecule: messenger RNA, 3746 nt
Organism: Physcomitrium patens
Lineage: Eukaryota; Viridiplantae; Streptophyta; Bryopsida; Funariales; Funariaceae
Product: DExH-box ATP-dependent RNA helicase DExH1
Cellular component (GO): nucleus; intracellular anatomical structure
Molecular function (GO): RNA binding; helicase activity; ATP binding
Source: RefSeq, a predicted model, not a curated record
CACAUAGGCUCACAAACAGAGGGACGGAGAAGUUUAUGUUGUGGCGCAAGAGCUUUGUGAGCUGCAGAGCCAAAGGCCAACUCCUCCAUGUCGUCGCCGUUUGCACUUGUGACUUGAGAGUUGCGAAGUUGUUGCAGCUCUUCGCUCAAGUUCUCGCUCGCCACCUUCUCUGCCCUUCAAUCUCUCUUCGUGCUGCGCCUGAUCUCUCUCAUCAGCUGCUGGUCUGCACGAGUAGAGGUGUGUGGCACGCAUCGACUUGGAGUUCGCGUAGAAGAGGAGUAGUGGUAGCAAUGCCGGGCGGUCCCAACUCGCAAGGGCGGGGUAGGGGAGGUAGAGGUGGUGGUCGCGGAGGCGGAGGUGGUCGCGGAGGAGGAGGAGGAGGUGGUCGGGGAGGUGGAGGUGGUGGACAGCGAUGGUGGGAUCCUGCGUGGAGAGCUGAGAAGCUGAAGCAGAUGCAAGGGGAGGGUCCAAAGGAGGAGGUUUUGGAUGAGAAUGAGUGGUGGGAUAGGCUGGAAAAAUUAAAAGUUUCUCCGGACCAGCAAGAGGUAGUGGUCAAGCGGAAUUUUGGUCGCAGUGGUGCCGAAAUUCUGGAAGAUUUUGCUCUCAGGCUUGGUCUUCACUUUCACGCUUACAAUAAAGGGAGAAACACAGUGUUGGUUGUGAGCCGAGUGCCUUUGCCGAAUUAUCGGGCCGAUUUGGACGAUCGUCAUGGUUCCUCUCAGCGUCAGAUUUCAAUGUCUGCUACGACUGAGACUCGGGUGGAAAACAUGCUGGCUAACAUUCGUGGUGCUGAGCCAUCAUCAUCGUCUUCACCCCAAAUCUCGAAAGGAAAUGCAGCGGAUAAGGCUACUCUGCCCCGAUCCAGCUGGGGACAAGCAACUCCUCAAGGUCAGACAUUGGGAGUAGAUAAGGACAAGUUGAAUAUGGAGCUGAGAGAGAAUCAGCGACAACUGAAGGCAAGUGGACCAGUGAAGGCGUUGGAAGUGUUUCGAAAGAAAUUACCUGCAUUUCAGAUGAAGACGGAACUCUUAGAAGCUGUGAAAAAUAAUCAGGUAGUUGUAGUCUCUGGAGAGACAGGUUGUGGAAAGACCACCCAAUUACCACAAUUCGUGCUAGAGGAGGAGAUAGAGAAUUGCCGAGGUUCUGAAUGCAAUAUUAUUUGUACCCAACCUCGUCGUAUUUCUGCUAUGUCGGUGGCUGCCCGUGUUGCAGCGGAGAGGGGGGAUGCUUUGGGCCAAAGCGUUGGUUACCAGAUCCGUCUGGAAGCUAAACGAUCUGCAGAGACUCGUCUUUUGUUUUGCACCACUGGUGUGCUGCUUCGACGGCUUGUCCAAGAGCCUGACUUGAAUGGUGUGAGUCAUGUCAUGGUUGACGAAAUUCAUGAACGCGGCAUGAAUGAAGAUUUCUUAUUGAUCAUUUUACGAGAUCUGCUACCUCGUCGCCCUGACCUGCGAUUGGUUUUGAUGAGUGCGACCAUUAACGCAGAACUAUUUUCUAGAUAUUUCGGAGGUGCACCGAUGAAGCACAUUCCUGGGUUCACGUAUCCAGUGAAAGAGCUAUUCUUGGAGGAUGUGCUAGAGCUUACUCGCUUUCCUGUAGGUUCUGAUCAAGGAGGUUACAAUGGUGGUGGAGGAGGUAGACGACGAAAGACCCAGGAGAAGGUGCAAGAUCCUGUGCUUGAAGCUUUUGAGGGAGUCAACAUAGAGUCGGCGUAUCGCAACUACAGUCGUGGCACACAGCAAUCACUACAAGCCUGGAAUGGAGAACAAAUUGAUAUUGGAUUGGUAGAGGCAGCACUGCAACAUAUCUGCGUGAAAGAGGAGGACGGUGCAAUCCUUGUGUUCUUGACAGGGUGGGAUGAGAUUUCGAAGCUGGUGGAGCGUCUCAAGGGAAAUUCCUUAUUUAAUGAUUCUAGACGGUUUCUCAUACUGCCUCUGCAUGGGUCCAUGCCCACCAUCAAUCAACGAGAGAUUUUUCAGAGGCCCUCAGUUGGUGUCCGGAAAAUUGUGCUGGCCACCAACAUAGCCGAGACUAGUAUUACGAUCGAUGAUGUAGUCUACGUGAUUGAUUGUGGGAAGGCAAAGGAGACAAGCUAUGACGCACUUAACAAACUGGCGUGUUUAACACCAACGUGGAUUUCAAAAGCCUCUGCACAUCAGAGACGAGGAAGAGCUGGACGAGUCCAACCUGGUGUUUGCUAUCAUUUGUACCCCAAGUUGGUCUAUGAUUCUAUGCUCCGUUAUCAACUUCCCGAGAUACUGCGGACGCCCUUACAAGAGUUGUGUCUCCAGAUAAAGAGCUUACAGCUGGGCAAUAUUGCGAGUUUCUUGUCAAAGGCCUUGGAGCCACCUGAAGUUCUUGCGGUACAGAACGCUAUAGACCUACUGAAGACAAUUGGUGCUCUGAGUAACGCGGAAGAUUUGACUCCCUUGGGUUGUCAUUUGGCAAAACUUCCAGUGGAUCCCAAGGUGGGUAAGAUGCUUCUUAUGGGUGCAGUCUUCCAAUGUCUUGGACCUGCUCUAACCAUUGCAGCAGGUCUUGCUCACCGGGAUCCCUUUGUCCUUCCCCUUGAACACAAGGAAGAAGCUGAUGAGGCCCGACGGUACUUUGCGGGUGAUUCUCGAAGUGACCAUGUAGCACUGCUGAAAGCUUUUGAAGGAUGGCAGGAGGCAAAGCGUGCAGGAAGAGAGCGUAAUUUUUGUUGGGAGAACUUCUUGUCCUCAAAUACACUGCAAAUGAUGGACGACAUGCGCCGACAAUUCCAGGACUUGCUCUCUGACAUUGGAUUCUUCGAUAAGUCCAAAGGCACCCAGAUUUACAAUCAGUACAGUCAAGAUCUGGAGAUGGUGAGAGCAGUCCUUUGUGCUGGUCUGUUUCCCAGCGUCGUCCAGUGCAAGGCACGUGGCAAGCGAACCGCCUUCUUUACAAAGGAGGAUGGCAAAGUGGAACCCCAUCCAGCCUCUGUGAAUUCUCGGGUUAAUUCAUUCCCACGCCCAUGGCUUGUUUACGGGGAGAAAGUGAAGACUUCUGCAAUUUAUGUGCGAGAUUCCACCAACGUUUCCGACUAUGCCUUACUCAUGUUUGGGGGGAACCUAACUGUCAGCAAGAAUGAGCAAAGCGUUGAGAUGCUAGGAGGAUACCUUCAAUUUCAAGCUUCUAAAAAGACACUCCAGUUGGUUCGAGAAUUGCGGAGUCAACUUGAUAUGCUUCUUGACCGGAAGGUGAAAAAUCCACAGUUUGACAUUCACAGAGAAGGCAAACCAGUAGUAACGGCAGUGCUGGAGCUGCUGCAAACUAAUGGCAAUGACGAUGGUGGCUAUGGUUGGGGUUCAGGUGGUAAUUAUUCUAGAAGAUAAUGUGUCAAUUUGUUUUUAUUAGGGGAGAUGUUUUAUGGACUUGUGUCUCAUCACAUCAAGGCUGUCUCCUCCGUACGGAUUAACCCUGGUUGUUGGUGGCGUUACUGAAGCUACUUAGGUUUUACUUUAUGGAGUGGUAUUUCUCCACUCUACUUCUCAUAGCCAUUGUGUCGUCAGCUAUAAAUGAAUUGGCUUAAGCCUCACCUAUGAGGAAGCAGUGAUACGUGAGCGGAAUUAGAUAGAUUGUGGAUAUUAUCUCCGAGUAUGCAGCCAUGGGGCUCUUGGAGCCUCACGAUCAAAAUUCUAGUCACUGAGUAAACUAUUCUCAUUUGUGGUUGCUAUCAAAAUCAAAGACUUGGCUUUUGCAGGUUGACAUCCAGCACAUUUCGA